Messenger RNA from Hydatigera taeniaeformis, 648 nucleotides. NCBI's taxonomy places the organism in Eukaryota, Metazoa, Platyhelminthes, Cestoda, Cyclophyllidea, Taeniidae. The record is from the annotation of a GenBank genome assembly.
AUGCCGUUGCUGGAUCUGAAAUCCGAAGUAGAAGUAUCUACCUUCCUAAGGGACUGCAAGCAACUUACUCUUUUAUACUUGUUUACGCCCUGGGCCCCUGAAUGCCAGCAAAUAACCGAUGUAUUCCGAACUCUUGCUGAAGAUUGUGAAAAUAGAACCGUUCGAUUUGGAAUGGUAAACGCGGAGGACGUACAAGAUUUUUGUAAGAAAAAUGAGGUGUCUUCUGUUCCUGUGGUCCUGUUUUACAAGGAUGGUAAACCAGUGGCACGUGUUCAGGGUGCAAAGGCUGCUGAACUGACGAGGACGGUUACGUCUCUACGUGGUGAAAAUUAUGUCCAAGAGAGUUUAAACGCUCGACUCAAAGCCCUCAUCAACAGGGCUCCCAUCAUGCUAUUCAUGAAAGGUACUCCUGAAGAGGCACGUUGUGGAUUCAGUCGUAGAAUGCUCGAAAUUCUUCACAAGCACAAUGUCCAAUUUGACUCAUUCAAUGUUCUCGGUGAUGAAGCAGUUCGAGAAGGACUUAAAGUCUACUCUGAUUGGCCUACGUAUCCGCAACUAUAUGCGCACGGUGAAUUGGUAGGCGGCGUGGAUAUUGUUACUCAACUGGAGGAAAACAAUGAAUUGCUUUCCACGCUUGGCCUCCAGUAA